Messenger RNA from Dendrobium catenatum, 1690 nucleotides. RefSeq names its product polyadenylate-binding protein RBP47-like. Bases 139 to 1392 code for a protein of 417 amino acids. Gene Ontology annotation, cellular component: cytosol. The transcript has 6 exons. Lineage: Eukaryota; Viridiplantae; Streptophyta; Magnoliopsida; Asparagales; Orchidaceae. Gene Ontology annotation, molecular function: mRNA binding. The record is from RefSeq and is a predicted model, not a curated record.
UGAACGGGCUCUUUCUCCCGGACAGGAAUCCUCGCUCUUUCGCCGUAGCGUGACCCCUCCACAUUGUCUCGAAGCCCAUACGCCUCUCUCUCUCUCUCUCUCUCUCAAUAUCUGGUCUUAUCUCCGAGUUUGCCGAAGAUGAUGCAACCGCCGGCUGCUGGCGGAGAACAACACCACCACCAGCCGCUGCCGGCGCAGCAAUGGGUGGGGAUGCAGUAUCCAGAGGCUGCGGCGGCGGCGAUGGCGAUGCAGCAUCAGAUGAUGGGAGCUGUGCCGCCGCCACCGGUGCAGUAUGGGUCCCGCUAUCUGCCGUACCCUCCGCCACCACCCCAUCCACCGCCGGUAUACCGCCAGUUCGCCCCGCCAUUCGUGCCUGUAAGCGGAUUGGGGCCUCAGUCUGGGGAAGAGAACAAGUCGAUAUGGGUCGGAGAUCUUCAUUAUUGGAUGGACGAAAACUAUCUCCACAGCUGCUUCGGCCAUACCGGCGAGCUGGUUUCUAUAAAAGUUAUCAGAAAUAAGCUGACUGGACAGUCAGAGGGUUAUGGUUUUGUGGAAUUUUGUUCUCGUUCUGUAGCUGAAAAAGUACUGAAAACAUUCAAUGGUCAUAUAAUGCCAAAUGCAGAGCACCCUUUCCGGUUAAAUUGGGCAUCAUUUAGCAUGGGUGACAAGCGUUCAGAUGCUACUUCUGAUCAUUCCAUAUUUGUGGGAGAUUUAGCUCCUGAUGUUACAGAUUCCAUGUUGCAAGAAACUUUUGCUAACAAAUAUCCAUCAGUAAAAGGUGCCAAAGUUGUUAUUGAUGCAAACACUGGCCGCUCUAAAGGUUAUGGGUUUGUCAGAUUUGGAGAUGACAGUGAGAAAACAAAUGCCAUGACUGAAAUGAGUGGUGUAUAUUGCUCCAGUAGACCGAUGCGCAUUGGUGCUGCAACUCCUAGAAAGUCAAGUGGUUUUGGUUCCAACGGUUCAUCUGCGCAAGGUUUUCAAUCUGAUGGGGAUUCAACAAAUACAACAGUAUUUGUUGGUGGGCUAGACCCUUGUGUUAGUGAAGAUGAAUUGAGGGAAUCUUUUUCUCAGUAUGGAGAUAUUAUUUCCGUGAAAAUUCCGGUUGGAAAACAAUGUGGAUUUGUGCAAUUUGUACAUAGGAAUAAUGCUGAGGAAGCACUGCAUUCUUUAAAUGGAACGCUUAUUGGAAAGCAGGCAGUGCGCCUGUCGUGGGGCCGCAACCCAGCAAAUAAGCAGUCGCGAGCUGAUCGGAGCAGUCCAUGGAAUGGUUUAUAUUAUGGCCCACAGAUUUACAGUGGCUACGGGCUUGCAAUUCCUCCUCAUGAUCCAAUGAUGUAUUCUGCAGCAUAUGCUUCUUAUCCAUUUUUUGGGAAUCAACAACAAGUGAGCUAAAGGAACCCAUCUGCGUUACUAGAUCCAAAAGGAAACACACUUCUACUGACUUCCAGUGAAGAACCCCUCAAGAGGCAAAUAUACGAUGGGAAAUCCCAUUGCAAUCAGCUUAGACUUAGCAAUCUGGUUAGCUGUUACUUAUAUAUGAAUUGAUUCAUCAUCUCAAGUCUGGAACUACUUAAGUCUCUACUAAAGCCUGUAGUAGCUUGUUUGUAUUGCUCAACUUCUAUAACUUAUUAUCUGAUAUUAAUAAUUUGUAAUAAUAGCCAUUUUUCUAGCUAUGAUCUCAGUUGCUUUA